AUGGAGCAAGAUGCCUCGUGCAGUGGGCGGGACACAGAUGCCAGGAGGCCCAGGGUGUUGUUGGGCGUGAGUGGCAGCGUGGCGGCCAUCAGAGUGCCAAUUCUCGCGAAGCUCCUUGCGCAAUUUGCAGAUGUCCAGAUAAUAGUUACCGAUGCAUCGAGGAAUAUGCUGAACGAUGAAGAUCUGUCGGCUCUCAAUGUGCCUGUGAAGGGUGAUGAGCACGAGUGGCAUGCUUGGAAGACGGUGGGGGAUCCUGUCUUGCACAUUGAGCUGCGGCGCUGGGCAGAUUGUUUCCUGAUUGCCCCCCUUUCUGCUAAUUCGCUGGCGAAAGCUGCGCAAGGAUUCUGCGAUAAUUUGUUGACUUGCGUGGUCAGGGCUUGGGAUUUUGACAAGCCUCUUCUGGUUGCUCCGGCAAUGAAUACCUUCAUGUGGAAUAGUCCCUUCACAUCUAAGCACUUGAAGACCCUGCAGGAUUUGGGUGCAAGCGUCAUCCCCCCGGUGAGCAAAAAGCUGGCUUGUGGCGAUGUGGGGAAUGGCGCUAUGGCAUCUCCUGACGAUAUAGUGGCUGCAACAAAGCAAGCUUUGAGAAUGUGCCAGUCUGUGCCUUAUAUAUGGGAGGAGACUGCUUCAUGA
Coccomyxa subellipsoidea C-169 is the source of this 633-nucleotide messenger RNA. RefSeq names its product putative phosphopantothenoylcysteine decarboxylase. Gene Ontology annotation, biological process: coenzyme A biosynthetic process. The record is from RefSeq and is a predicted model, not a curated record. Gene Ontology annotation, molecular function: FMN binding; phosphopantothenoylcysteine decarboxylase activity. NCBI's taxonomy places the organism in Eukaryota, Viridiplantae, Chlorophyta, Trebouxiophyceae, Coccomyxaceae. Bases 1 to 633 code for a protein of 210 amino acids. Gene Ontology annotation, cellular component: phosphopantothenoylcysteine decarboxylase complex. The transcript is spliced from 5 exons.